AUGGCGCGAAAUCAUUGUCUAAGUUUUUGUCUUGCCACAGUGGAUGCGACUAAUGCAAUACAAAAUUAUAGUUUUUCAAUUGGAGACAAUAUUUCAGAAGGCGAUAUGCUUAUAUUAGAUUUACUAUGUUUAUGUCAUCGUAACGAACCGAACAAAAUAAUACCAAAUAUAAAAAAAACAAAUGUUACUCUUUGGACUGCUACUCAAAAUUACGUUUAUUCACUAUUGGGCAUAGGCAAUAUAAUUUCAUGUACCGGAUUUGAUAGUUCUAAACCGGUAGUUAUAUUGUUGGAUGGGUGGAAAUCAAAUGAUAAUUUUAGUUUUGCUGAAAAGAGUUUAAUAAAGGCAUUCAGAUGUCGAGUUGAUAUCAUAGAAAACAGUUAUUUUUCUCAAAUCGAUUAUACAUGGUUAGCAUUAAAUGUCGAAAAAUAUGGAGAAGAUGUAGCAUACGGUUUGGAAAUACUUUCUAAGCUUGUGCCGUUAGAAAAUAUUCAAUUAUUGGGAUUUAGUUUAGGUGCUCAUAUAGCAGGGGCAACGGCACGCGCUUUUACUCGACUCACUGGAAAGAAAUUGAAGACAAUACAUGGUUUAGACCCUGCAAAUCCAUGCUUCUAUAAUAGACCAUUUAGAGGUUUACGUCAAGGGGAUGCUGAUUUUGUAAAUAUUAUUCAUACAAAUCCUGGUUAUUAUGGUGUAUUUGAGCCUGUUGGGGACAGCGAUUUUUAUCCUGAUGGUUUGCAGUCUCUAAAAACUGGUUGCACAAAUAAUAAGUGCUCUCAUUUGCGAGCUGUAGAAUAUUUUGCAGAAUCUGUUUAUUUUGGAAGUGAACGAAAUUUUUUAGGUAAACGUUGUGCAACACCAAAUGGCUUGGAGUGUACAAAAGAUGAAGUCCCAAUGGGUUUUAAAGCACCAUCGAAUGUUAUUGGUAUUUUUUAUUUGGAAGUUAAUGGAGAAAAACCGUAUGGAAAGAACGCAACAAAGCAUUCCUAA
Teleopsis dalmanni is the source of this 990-nucleotide messenger RNA. Its product is annotated as vitellogenin-1-like. The transcript has 4 exons. Lineage: Eukaryota; Metazoa; Arthropoda; Insecta; Diptera; Diopsidae. The record is from RefSeq and is a predicted model, not a curated record. The coding region runs from base 1 to 990 and encodes 329 amino acids. Gene Ontology annotation, molecular function: lipase activity.